GGCGGACAGGACAGGACAGGGCAGUCUUGCAGGAUGCAUGCAUACAAGGACGGUUAUGCUCUCGCCCUUUGCUCGCCAUGUUCUCAAUGUUGCGUCAACCAUACCUAUCUCCCCCCCCUUCCCCAAAGCCCAAGUGCCGCAUGUCGCGGCUGAGAGGCCAACAGAGGGCGGGUUGUGGCACAUUGCGAGAAGUCAGUUGUUUCGGGAGACCGUGGAUUCGUGACAUACACAGCACAAUACCGUACCGGCCGUGUGUUCCCUCUAAUGCCUCCUGACUGACUAAAAGGGGGCUUGCCAAAAGGACGCCAGAAGAAGCAACCACAAAGUUUCUGAUAUCCCGCCAAACCGCUGCCCCAAGCUGAGCCCUUCGAGAGUCGACACCCAAGCCACCGCUCAUUUUCUGCUCGUUCAAUUUUCCAAUGCCAGUCACUGACGACAGGUCAUUCUCGAGAGGUCACCAUGGAAGCACUGCUCGAAGGUGGAGGUCCUGUGUUGCCUAGAACACCGUCCGUAACCUCGUCGACCGUGCUAGAUCCAACAGUCCAGCCAAAGAGCGUCAAGCGCCCUCGACCAGUCAAGUCUUGUGUCGAAUGCCGCAAGCGCAAGUUGAAGUGUGAUCGAGUAGCACCAUGUUCUCAGUGUCAGAAGUCCCGAAGGCCUUGUCGAUAUACUGACCAGGAGAAUGGUGGUGGCUCAGACGGGUCUGAUGGAGAAUCGGCUGAAAGACCGGUCAAACGCCCUCAACACCUUGCCAGCAUCAAUGAUGGAGAUUAUCCUCGACCAUUCUCGCAAUCCAACGGCAUGGAGCACUACCAUAAGCCUCAGGUCAGUCUGGACGAGAUGGCAGCACGGCUGGAGCGCCUCGAGAGGAUCAUCACAGAAAAGUCUUCACCAACAUUUCCCUACCGACAGUCAAUGGCCAUUCGGAGCCGUCCAUUCAACCCAGGUUUCCGGUUCCCAAGUCCCCAAGGUCUGGACAGCACGCAGGUUCUGCUGAAUAUUUUCGACGAGGCCGAUGAUCUUCUGAGAACCAUGGCGAGAACAGAUCACCUGCGGGGACCCUUUGCCCGCCUACAGAACGCAUGCCGAGUGCUGAAAAUGGAACACCACAAGGCUCUCGAGCCCAUCACCGUCUAUGUCGAUUCCAUGAUGCCAAUUCAGAAACGCAUGAACGAUGUUUUACCACCACGAUCCGUCUGCGACAGGCUCGUCAAUCAGUAUUUUGUCGUUUCUGAAGGCUUGUAUCGGAUGGUCCACGUCUCGUCUUUCCACCAAGAAUAUGCCCAGUACUGGGACAAACGAGGCUGUAGCGAAAGCUUUCUUCCUCGGUUGCUCUGCAUGAUCAGCAUCGCGGCUCGCUUUGGGACAGAUUCUCGAGGUUUAGGGCAGGAUAGAUUCACCAGCGUCAACAUCCCCACUGCCUGCAUAUUGGUCAGGCACUGGCUAGAUGAUCUUCGAAGAAAACAAAUCACCGACUUGACCACUCUCCAGACCGAGCUCCUCCUUCUCCACGCCGAACGAACCAUCUGCCCCCACCAACGCUCCUCCUGGACGCAAUUAGGCUACAUAAUUCGCAUGGCCAUGACGAUGGACCUCCACCGAGACCCUUCUGAGCUUCCCCCGUCAAGUCCUUUCAUCGGCGAGAUGCGCCGACGACUGUGGUACACUCUGCUUGAAAUGGACCUCCACAUUUCGUUGAUGUGCGCCCUUCCGUUUGCCAUCCGGGCGGGUGAAUACAGCUGCAAACCACCCUCCAAUCUCGACGAUGACUCUCUCUCCCCUACGACGCCUGGUUUGCCGCCGUCACUCCCACUCGACCACUCUACGAGUAACCGCCUUCAAGCCUACACCUCCCGAACUCUCCCAGCUAGAAUCGAAGCCGCAGCCUUGAUAUCCCAUCUUCCAACCCUCGACUCUUACCAACCUAUCCUGUCCGCUGGCCAGAACCUCGAAAACCUCCUCUCCGACAUUGCCGCCCUCUUCCCGAGACACGCCUCUCUCAACCCAGAAAACAGCCACAAAGAAUGGCGACACCGAGCCUUGUUGGAUAUGCACGUCCGCCGACCACUACUAGCAUUAUACCGCCCCUUCGCUCUAGGGCUCCUCUCCGACCCGAGCAGUUGCCCGCCAAACAUUGAGCUCUCGUACCUAAAAUCAGCAAUGGCAAUCUUAACCUAUGCCGAUGAGAUCGACCCCAGGAGUCCGGGCUACGAAGAAGUGGUGGCGAUGUACCUGUUUGUCAUGAAAAAGGACAUUGUGGAGGCUGGGUUGGGUGUGUGUGCUUACAUCAAGCGAGCACAGCAGCACCAACAGCAACAGAGGAAUAAUUCACAGAUAUCGCAGAAUUCGGACGGUGAGCCCUGGCAUCACCCGCAGGUGGCGUACCCUCGGCAGUAUCAGCAUCGGCAUUCCCAGAGCAACAGCCACAAUCCUUACGACGAAGACCUGCUCAGUGCUGUUGGCACGGGGGCGAGAGGACCGAGCUACCCCUGGUCAGCGGUAACAAUGGCACAAACAGUCGAGCGAACCCUCGACCGGCUUGUGACCCUGAUCCCAGACGCCAGCAGCGACGUCAACGAGAUUGUGGCGUUGGGGGUGGUGCUUAGCUCUGUUUGGCCGGGGACGAUGGAUGAAAAGAUGCAGAAGAUGCAGAGAAUGGUUGGGAGAGUGCAAGAUAUUGUGGGGGGUGCUCUGGCCAAGAUGGGGAUCUCGGCGAGUGCGGUCCAGCACCAACCAGCUCCUCCUCCGGGUUAUGCAAAACUGGCGGCGGGAGUGGGGGGUCCGCCUGUGACGAAUGGUUAUGUGAAUGAUGGGAUGAAUCACGACGACGGUGUCUUGAACUGGGAACACUUCCUCGAGAGAUGGGAUACUUUGGCGGGCUCGCCCUUGAUAACCCCGCCUGGACCGCAGUUACAAGCGCAACAUCAACAGCAGCAUAGAGAGUACACGGCGGCGUCGGGAUUGAGGAACUAAUACUUGACAUAUACAUAGGUAUGAGAAAGUGUCAUCAGGAUGGGGAAUAUGUUGGGCUGAGUACAGGGAUUGGUAAAGCGGCAGGUCCGGCAGGCGUUGGAUUUAAGGGGGUAAUGGCAUUGCCAACCCCAAAGUGAGUUUUAAUGGGAAAAGGUCACCAAAAUAGGGAAGCCGGCGUUGUCCGAGACAGAUUAAGCGGGCUAGAAGGAUAUAUCAACAAAUCCAGUAUUUACCUCCUAACCAAAGUGAGCGGUUAUAUAAGGAAUAUCAGUUUCUAUCCCCUCCAUCAAUAGAAUCA
Molecule: messenger RNA, 3271 nt
Organism: Podospora bellae-mahoneyi
Lineage: Eukaryota; Fungi; Ascomycota; Sordariomycetes; Sordariales; Podosporaceae
Exons: 4
Coding region: 460-2973 (837 amino acids)
Biological process (GO): DNA-templated transcription; regulation of transcription by RNA polymerase II
Cellular component (GO): nucleus
Molecular function (GO): RNA polymerase II cis-regulatory region sequence-specific DNA binding; zinc ion binding; DNA-binding transcription activator activity, RNA polymerase II-specific
Source: RefSeq, a predicted model, not a curated record